GCGAUACAACCCUGAGCUCUUACCCGAUAGAAGCAGAAUGGGCAAGAGAAAAGGUCCAUCCAAGAGCAUCUUCGCAUCUCUUCCUCUGGAAAUCAAACAAAGCAUCCGUUCUCAAACCUCGUUACCUCUCAAAGGCGAUCUGCUUGCGAUUGAAAAUCAAGCCAAAAGUCUCCUCCCCGUCGAAGGAUCCAACUUCUUACCCACCCAGCCAUCCGCAUCAGAUGACGCAGUAUCGGAACCUACGAUUUCUCAUCUCCAGGCAGGCCCUUCGAAGCUGCCGGCAACUUCGCCGCAGGUCUCGGACAAGGCAAUGAGCUCGUCGAUAGUGACAGAAACGAUGGAGAGGGAAGAUGUUGGGGAGUACGAUUUCACAGGUACAGAUUAUAACGACUAUCGACCUGCCAAAAAGCAAAAGGUAAUCAAGGGUCGAAAGAAGGGACAAAAAGUGGUGAACGGUUUCAAGGAUCAUCCGUGGGAUUGUACGGGUCUGAUACAUCGAUAUACGAGAGUGGAGCAAGUACCUGUGGAAUUGAAGAAGUAUUGGUAUCAGCGUCAUUUUUAUUUCCCUUCAUACGAUCAACUUCCUUUGCUUCUAGAUACCACCGGAUGGUAUUCUAUCACUCCUCAACCCAUUGCGGCUCAUAUUGCUCAAAGAUGUCAAUGUGAUGUGAUAGUGGAUGCCUUUUGUGGUGUGGGAGGUAACGCUAUCGAGUUCGCCAAGACGUGUCAGAGAGUCAUAGCAAUCGAUAAUGACCCCAUACGUCUCCGUCUUUCCCGACACAACGCCCUCCAUCUCGGCGUAGCCGACAAGAUCGAAUUCAUCCUUACCGACUUUAUCUCCUGGGCUCGCUGUCAAACCCUUCAACCUAAUUCCCCAAAUAAGAUUGAUGUAAUAUUUCUCAGUCCACCAUGGGGAGGACCAGACUAUUUGACAUUCACCGAUCCCCUCACUUCCAAUCCUAACCCUCAAUCCACUUCAUAUCCCCUCUCAGCCAUCUUGCCUAUUCCGGGUAAAGAGCUAUUUGAACUUUGUUCGAAGAUCACUCCCGACAUAGCCUUUUAUCUUCCUAGAAAUGUGGAUGUGCAAGAGGUCGCACAACUUGCCUCUAGGGAAUGGGUGGAGAUGGAAGAAGAAUGGGUUGGGGAUAAGUUGAAAGCUGUUACAGCGUAUUUUGGUGGGUUAAUCUCUAAUGAAUGA
Molecule: messenger RNA, 1198 nt
Organism: Tremella mesenterica DSM 1558
Lineage: Eukaryota; Fungi; Basidiomycota; Tremellomycetes; Tremellales; Tremellaceae
Exons: 4
Coding region: 38-1198 (386 amino acids)
Biological process (GO): 7-methylguanosine cap hypermethylation; 7-methylguanosine RNA capping
Cellular component (GO): nucleus
Molecular function (GO): RNA cap trimethylguanosine synthase activity
Source: RefSeq, a predicted model, not a curated record